AUCAUAUCGUCCAAAGAUGGCGGACCUUCUGGGCUCGAUCUUGAGCUCGAUGGAAAAACCUCCAACCGUUCACGAUCAAGAAAGCCGACGGAAAGCUAGAGAACAAGCAGCCAGACUGAAGAAGCUUGAGGAAGAUGAGAGGAGGAAGAAAGCAGAGUUCAGGAAGAAGAUGGAGAAGGAAGUGUCAGAUUUCAUUAAGGACAGCACACUGCAGAAGAAAAAAUAUAACCCAAUGGGCAAGAUCGAGAGAAGCAUUUUGCAUGAUGUAGCUGAGGUGGCUGGACUGACAUCGUUUUCCUUUGGCGAGGAUGAAGAAAGUAGAUAUGUUAUGCUGUUUAAAAAGGAGUUUGCACCAUCAGAUGAAGAACUGGAAGCUUAUCGUAAAGGAGAGGAGUGGGACCCGCAGAAAGCUGAGGAGAGACGCAGGCUAAAGGAAAAGGCAGCACUGGAGGAGGAAGCGGCUAGUCACACUCAGAAAAGGCCUGCGUCGCCCAAUUCAAACUACAGAGACAAAUACAGCCAUCUGAUUGGAACAUCUGCUGCUAAAGACGCCGCCCACACACUUCAAGCCAACCGGGCAUAUGGCUGCGUUCCUGUGGCCAAUAAGAGAGACACUCGCUCCAUUGAGGAAGCCAUGAACGAGAUCAGAGCCAAAAAGAGGCAGAAGAAGGGCGACGAGGAAGCUGCAGGCAGCGGCAGCAGUGUGUGAGAGGACUGCGUGUGUGUAUGUGUGUGUGUGAUCAGUCGUUAUGCACAAUAUAAAGGUGAUGGAACAGUAUUUAACUCCUAUAACAAUGUUUUACAUGAACAGCCGGAUGUGGCACAGAUGAACUGUCAUGCACAUAAAGGUGGUCCAGAGCUGCCGUAGUAUAAAUGCACUGUUCAACCAUGCUUUAAGCUCUAUAUUACUGUGUUUUUAGAGAGUGUUCUUAUAGCAAAAACCCAAACAUGGUGUGUAAAUUUGAUAAUUCUGUAUUAUUUUGGCAUGUGCAUCUCUUAUAGCUGUUUAAAAGGCGUUCUUCAUUUAAAGCAUUUGGUUUUAGACUAGGUCGCAUUUUCAUCGGUUAUAUUUAUUGCCUUCAUAGCUGUUUGCUUGACUUCAUGACCAUUUUAAUCACAUUUAUUUGUAGUUAUCUUGUUAUAAAAAGGGAUAGUUCACCCCAAACAUAAACAUUUCAUCACCUUCAAGUGGUUCUACAGUUGUAUGAGUGUCGUUCUUCGAGAUAUCCUGGAGAGUUUUGGAAAGCGGCAGCCGUUGACAUCUGUAGUAGGAGCAAAACAAUACUAUGGAUGUCUAUAGCUGUUUAUUUUCCCAUCAUUUUUCGGUAUAUCUUCAUUUGGGUUGAAGAAAAGAAAGAAAGUCAACUGUAGAUGGUGAAAUUCUUUCAUUUUUGUGUGAACUAUCUUUUUAAUGAGCAGAUUCUUGUCAUUUGGUUCGUUUUAAAAUUAAUUUGAGGACUAGUCUUGUCUUUUUUUUGUACGCAGUUGUUGUAUGCAGUGUGUGUUUAUUGGGUUCUGAUAGUCAUGCAUCUCAUCACAUGUGUGUCAAUAAUAUUUAGUCAAUUUACACUGGCUAACCAUCAUUCUGGGUCGUGGAUCAUUAUUAUGUCCUCGUUUAUAUUCUUAGAUAUAUACAUCUAUGGUAUAAAUGGACUAGAUGGAUCAAACAUGAUGUUAUAUGAUAUUUAAGCCUGUUGUAAAAGACAAACCUACAUCUAUUUCAAAAUAAAGCUUCAGAGACAGUGUUAAAGACACUGAAUGCUCAUUAAUGGAUUACAUUUAUCAUUCUUUUAGUUCACUGAGUUGUUUUUCAAGACUAUUUGGAGAAAUAAAAGUGUGUGAUGUCUUAGA
This is a messenger RNA of Danio rerio (zebrafish), 1851 nucleotides long. It is a transcript of the gene spag7, whose product is annotated as sperm associated antigen 7. Gene Ontology annotation, molecular function: nucleic acid binding. NCBI's taxonomy places the organism in Eukaryota, Metazoa, Chordata, Actinopteri, Cypriniformes, Danionidae. The record is from RefSeq and is marked provisional.